This is a messenger RNA of Capsella rubella, 1551 nucleotides long. RefSeq names its product pentatricopeptide repeat-containing protein At2g38420, mitochondrial. The transcript has a single exon. The coding region runs from base 29 to 1390 and encodes 453 amino acids. NCBI's taxonomy places the organism in Eukaryota, Viridiplantae, Streptophyta, Magnoliopsida, Brassicales, Brassicaceae. The record is from RefSeq and is a predicted model, not a curated record. Gene Ontology annotation, molecular function: protein binding.
UCCACUCGACAAUCAUUGUCGAAUUGAAAUGGUAAGAUCUUCAUCAUGGCACCGAAUGUCAAAUUUCCUGAGAAAAUAUCGAAAAAUUCCUCAUUCUCCCUUCAAAACCAAAUGGAACGAGAAUCUCAAGCAGAAAUAUGCAAUGGAAGAGCUAAGAAGCAGUCCGGUCGCAGAUUCAGAGGACGGUGGUGUUAUACGAACCCUCGUAAGCUCUUUCCGACUCCAUAACUGUGAGCCAACGCCUCAAGCUUACAGAUUUGUUAUCAAAACUCUAGCUAAAACCUCUCAGCUCGAGAACAUUGCAUCUGUUCUCAGUCACCUUGAAGUCUCUGAGAAGUUCGAUACACCUGAAUCCAUUUUCAGGGAUGUCAUCGCUGCUUAUGGUUUCGCCGGAAGAAUCGGAGAGGCAAUCGAUGUUUUCUUCAAGAUCCCUAAUUUCAGGUGUGUGCCUUCUGCUUACACGCUCAAUGCUCUGCUCUUAGUUCUCGUGAGAAAAAGAGAGAGUCUUGAAUUGGUGCCUGAGAUUUUGGUGAAAGCUAGUAGAAUGGGUGUGAGGUUAGAGGAAUCUACAUUUGGGAUAUUGAUCGAUGCUCUAUGUAAAAUCGGUGAGGUAGAUUGUGCUACUGAGUUAGUGAGAUACAUGAGUAUUGAUUGUGUUAUUGUUGAUCCGAGAUUAUACUCUCAGUUACUGAGUUCUGUAUGUAAACACAAGGAUUCGUCAUGUUUCGAUGUCGUUGGAUACUUGGAAGAUUUGCGAAAGACUCGGUUUUCACCAGGUUUGCGGGAUUAUACAGUCGUUAUGAGUUUCUUGGUUGAAGGAGGAAGAGGAAAAGAAGUUGUAAGUGUACUGAAUCAGAUGAAAUGUGACAGAAUUGAGCCCGAUAUUGUUUGUUAUACUAUCGUGUUGCAAGGGGUAAUUGCGGAUGCGGAGUACUCGAAAGCAGACAAGUUUUUUGAUGAGUUGCUCUUGUUAGGCUUGGCUCCUGAUGUUUAUACCUAUAAUGUGUAUAUGAAUGGCUUAUGCAAGCAGAACGACAUUGAAGGCGCCUUAAAGAUGAUGUCUUCGAUGAACAAGCUAGGUUCUGAGCCUAAUGUGAUUACUUACAAUAUAUUGAUCAAGGCAUUGGUUAAUGCUGGGGAUCUGAGUCAAGCUAAGACUCUCUGGGAAGAGAUGGGGAUAAAUGGAGUUAACCGGAACAGCCACACAUAUGAUAUUAUGAUUAGCGCAUUUAUUGAGGUAGGUGAUGUUGUUUCUGCUCAAGGUUUUUUGGAGGAAGCGUUUAACAUGAACGUGUUUGCUAAGAGUUCAAGAACUGAGGAAGUCAUUAGCAGGUUAUGUGAUAAAGGCUUGAUGGAUAAAGCAGUUGAACUUUUAGCACACCUGGUGUGAGCGCUAUGGAUCAACUCUAAAUAGCUGUAAAUUGAUGUAUUUGGUCUUAUGGAUGAUUGUUAUAAGUUACAACUUAUAACUUAAAAGAAGGGAUAUUAGUUUAUUUGUUCCAGGAUUUGUGAAGUGAUCAAAGCAAAAGAGAAAUCUUAAUUUAUUUCAAA